Molecule: messenger RNA, 1990 nt
Organism: Polypterus senegalus (gray bichir)
Lineage: Eukaryota; Metazoa; Chordata; Cladistia; Polypteriformes; Polypteridae
Product: lysophosphatidic acid receptor 6-like
Exons: 3
Coding region: 497-1537 (346 amino acids)
Biological process (GO): G protein-coupled receptor signaling pathway
Cellular component (GO): membrane
Molecular function (GO): oxysterol binding; G protein-coupled receptor activity
Source: RefSeq, a predicted model, not a curated record
AAACCUAACAUUUAACCAAGACUCACCACAGAGUUGUUAAAGGUCUGUGUUUUAUAUUGCAAGGUUUGAUUAAAAAUAUGUAUCCUUUUAAACACAGAAUAUAAAUAUGAGUAAGAAAUAGAAAUGGAAGUACAAGUAGUGCAUCACAGAUGACUUCAAUACACUUCAAACACUGUCAUUAAUAAAUUAUUUCAACACACAUGUGAUAAAAAUCAAGGCUACUAAAAUGUUCACCGCAAUCGAGUCACCAGCACAUCACCAGUUUCUCUUCCUGCUUCAUGUAAUAAAAGCAACUCACCACCCUGAUAAACCAUAACAGCUUCUGACAAGGCAUCCAGACAGAGAGGUCCCAGUGCUUGGUCUGCAAAGGAAAAGGAACACGAUUAGGUUCUAUUGCAUGCUGAUCAUAAAACACAGGAUAUUGGACUGAUACCAGCACACCCCCCUCCUCAAACAGGCUUAGAACACGGAUGGACGGAUGUAAAGUGAAAUCCCCAUGGACUUAACAACGUGGACGGCUAACACUUCCCCAUUGGACAUGCAGGAGUCAAACGCCAAUAUGCAGGCCAACUCAUCCAUGAACUCCAGUCUUCAGUGCACUGAAAUGGCCCAAUUUCAGCACUACCUUCUGCCCAUUGUCUACAGUGUUGUCUUUGUCUUCGGUUUACUUGAAAACAUGACUGCACUCUACGUUUUAAAUAAGCAGUGGAAGAGAUUCCCUCAUUUCACUGCCUUUACGCUGAGUAUCAUAGUUAUUGACAUUCUUUUUGCCUUCUCUCUACCGUUCAUGAUUUCGUAUUAUCACAGAGGGAAUGACUGGAUUUUUGGGAAUUUUCUGUGCAAGGUGGUAGGUUGUCUUUUUUUCUGCAAUAUGUACAGCUGCACAAUAUUCUUGUUUUGUAUUUGCAUUGACCGAUACAUUGCAGUUAUGCAUCCUAUCAAGUACCUGCAACUUCAAAAUUCUUUUUACCGUGCAGUCACUUCUUUUACCAUAUGGAUGGUUAUUAUUCUGGCUGCAGUCACGUUUAUUUUAUUGGGUUCCAAAACCCGUAUGUUUUCAAAUGGGAAACAUGCUUGUAUGGAAAAUUUUUCACAUGAUUUCUGGACUAAGCGGCUUGCCACAUUUAGUACUAUUUCAACAGUUCUGGGGUUCGUCACACCAUUCCUCACCAUUCUUGUCUGCUACUCCAUCAUUGUCAGGCGCAUCAUUGACAUGACCCAGAAAAAGAAAGGCAGUCAGUACUUGAAGAAAAAAUCCCUUUGUACCAUAGCAGGGGUUGUGAUGGUGUUGACAAUCUGUUUCCUUCCCUUCCACGUUGUUCAGAUGGUGCACAUUUUAAUACGCACCAAUGUACUGCCUUACCCAGGAUGGUUACAUUUUACAUGUGUUGCUAAACCUAUUGUAACUGUGAUGGCGAGCCUCAACUGCUGCCUGGAUCCUUUUGUGUAUUAUUUUAGCAUUGACAAUUUUGACUUCCUUCCAGCAUGUUUUGCCAGAAGACCCGAAAGAAUUAUUCAGAAAGAAUCGUGUAGUUGAAGCAUGUUUACAAAUGAAGGGAAUUGCUGUAAAGGUGCUGCACACUUGCCAACUUUGCCAUUUUAAAUGUCUCUGCAUCUGCAAAUAUCUGAAAAUAAAAAAGCGAGGGAAAGUUGUGAAAAAAUUGAUUAUUUUCUUCAUCUUUAACUCUUUAAUGAUAUAUGUCAUGUAUAGUAUUUGCCAUGUGUAUGAUUAGCUUCAAAAGUAAUGUUUAUUUUGAACAGAGUCUUUUAACCAUUUCAUAAAACUGCCAUAUCAUACAUUUUUUCUUAAUAUCCAGAUCUCAGAUACCUUACAGUUCAAACCUGUGAAAGCCAUCAAAAGGAACUUUGAAACAUUUGAAAUGCUGGUAAUUUCAUUAAAAGUUUCCACUUGUGUUUAAAUCCAGAAUUUCUGCUGUACAUAAAAAAACACCAGGAAUGUACUCCAUAUUUUAUUGAAGUAUUUAGGACC